AUGUCAGAUGUUGAUACAAAAAUAGAAUUGGCAACUGAUUCAGCCAUGGAUAUAACAAGCCCAGAAAAUGAUAAUAAUAAAACAACAGCAACAGCUACAUCAUCAUCAGAAACUCAAACUACAGAAGAUAUUUUAAAAACAGAGACUCAAAAACAAAAAGAUGAUUUUUAUCUUAGAUAUUAUGUUGGACAUAAAGGUAAAUAUGGUCAUGAAUUUUUAGAAUUUGAAUUUAGAUCAGGAAAUAAAUUAAGAUAUGCGAAUAAUUCUCAUUAUAAAAGUGAAAAUUUAAUUAGAAAAGAAGUUUGUGUUAGUGAUGGUGUAAUUUCAGAAAUUAAAAAGGUGAUUUUAGAUUCAGGUAUAAUGUUGGAAGAUGAUAAGAAUUGGCCAGAACCUGAUGUUGUAGGUAAACAAGAACUUGAAAUCGUAUUUAAAGAUGAACAUAUCUCUUUUUCUACAACUAAAAUUGGUUCAUUAAUGGAUGUUGAAAAAAGUGAUGACCCAGAAGGUUUAAAAGUUAUGUUUUAUUUAAUUCAAGAUUUAAAAUGUUUAGUAUUUUCUUUAAUUGGACUUCAUUUUAAGAUUAAACCAAUCUAA
This is a messenger RNA of Dictyostelium discoideum AX4, 594 nucleotides long. RefSeq names its product mago nashi protein (gene magoh). Gene Ontology annotation, cellular component: exon-exon junction complex; nucleus. Lineage: Eukaryota; Evosea; Eumycetozoa; Dictyosteliales; Dictyosteliaceae. Gene Ontology annotation, biological process: RNA splicing. Bases 1 to 594 code for a protein of 197 amino acids. The transcript is spliced from 4 exons. The record is from RefSeq and is a predicted model, not a curated record.